AUAAAACGCUAUGCAUUCCAUCACUUUUCGCAUUCAUCAUUCUCUGUAUCUAUUCAUUUUUCUUUUCAUUUCGGGCUUUGUUGAUUAUCAAUAAGCUUCAAUCCAUGGCUUCGUAUGAUCAACAACAAGGAAAGCCAUUACCCAAGUUUGGGGAUUGGGAUGUGAACGAUCCUGCUUCAGCGGAAGGAUUCACUGUUAUAUUCAACAAAGCCAGAGAUGAAAAGAAAGUCGCCUCAGUCUCGGGACGAUUCCCUUCUCAACGAAAACACGAUUCUCGAAAACGCAAGAAUCAAAAAAAGAGCAAGAGUUCCACUAACCCAAAGAAAAAAUGGUUUUGCUUUGGCCCAUAGAGGAAGAUUAUUACAGAAGGAGGUGUUCGUUGAUGGGAUUGAUUCAAAAUCUUAUUAAUACUUAUUAAUUUGUUCUUGAGACUCGGGUGAAGUGAAUAGUGCAGCUGAUGGAUGAAUCCUGUUUUAGUUGUUUCAUGUAUUGUAUUGUGUUAUUUAUGAAUUGCAACAUACUUACAUGAA
Vigna unguiculata (cowpea) is the source of this 530-nucleotide messenger RNA. RefSeq lists its product as uncharacterized. Gene Ontology annotation, cellular component: plasma membrane. The record is from RefSeq and is a predicted model, not a curated record. Lineage: Eukaryota; Viridiplantae; Streptophyta; Magnoliopsida; Fabales; Fabaceae.